CAUCAUCUUAUGGUGAAGAACUGAUUCCUGGCGACAAAAAGAUGUAGUUCGCCGAGACUCUGCGGGACCGCAAUAAAUAUUUCACAAGGACACAUGGCUAAUAUGGGAUAAUCCAGAAAACUUUGUUGUUGGCUUAAAUUUCACCUUUGCAGCAACAAUGGGGAGAUCAAAACGGAAGCCGACUGUUGUUCGCAAAGUUGUAAAAGAGGAUGAAGAAGAGGAAACAGAUGAAGAGUCUGACCCCAGGUCUUCUCGUCAGCGACCUCAGCAAACGCAGCAAAGCGAGAACGAGAGUUGUGUGUCAGAAGAUCUGGAUUUGCCAGAAGGAACUGUUAUUGUUAAGCCAGAGCCUGUCAAGGACAAGAAAAGUGAAAAAUUUAAAGGACCUGAAUUCAAAACCUCAAAGAAAAUCUCAGAUGAUUACCUGGCUAUUGUUACCUGUACAGCUUGUGCCCAACAAAUCAACACUGGGAAUCCUGGGGCAGCCCGAUGCCAUCCUGUGUUACAGGUCCUUGUGUGUAAGCGAUGUUACAAGUACUACAAAAGUGGUGAAUUCAGCCAGGAUUCCAAUGGUAUUGAUGAACAGUGUCGGUGGUGUGGGGAGGGGGGGAAUCUCAUUUGCUGUGACUUCUGCUCAAAUGCUUUCUGCAAGGGAUGCAUUAAGCGGAACUUGGGGCGAUCUGAACUUUCACAAAUAAUAGAUUCAGGGGAAGAUGAACAAUGGCAUUGCUAUGUUUGCAACCCAAGACCACUGUCUAGGAUUAUUGAAGACUGCAAACAUGUAUUUGACACAAUUGAAAAGGAGAAGAAACGAGCAGAGGCUCAGGAGAAGAGAGAGAAAGGUAAAGUUAGCUCUAAAAAAGCAGAUGCACCAAGCAGGUCAGUAACUGCGGAACUGUUUAGUGAUUUGGCUGAAAAGUUUGUGGUGAACACAGAAAAUAUUAAUGACAUCGUAGACGAUCUCUCCAUAGCUACUAAGAACUUGUCUUCGCUUUUACGGACGGUCAAGUCCAGCAUCAUUGCUGCGGAGGAAGUGCAGAAUCGGGAUAUUAAUGAGGGACAUUCUUCUAGGAGAGAGACCAAAGAUGACCUGAUGUUGAGGAUUGCUAAGACUAGUUGUGUCGAAAUGCUGAAUAAAGGAGUCAGUAAAUUCAUGAAAUCUGUAGACAAGUGUAAGCAAUCUAACCAAAAAUCUAGCCCGUCUUUGUCACCCAGAAGUCGGCGUCUCUCAAGUAAGAAAGUUACUCUAUCUAACAAAUUCAAGGAUUUGAAAGCAUCCAUUAAGAAAAAAACUGCUAAGGAGGCCGAGGCAGAAGUAAUAAGUGUGUCAGAUUCCAGUGGAGAAGAGUUCCAACUUGGUGAUACUAGCAGUAGUAGUAAGAAGGCUCGCAGAAAACUUAAAUACGAGGAGAUGAGGCCUAGUUCAAACAAGAAACUGUCACGGUCAGAAAGUUUUGAGGAAACGUCGGACACAGAGGCUUAUGUGCGAGACAAGUCAACUAAAGGUCAUGGGAAAAGGUCAUCGUCAGGGAGUGAGGGAGAAGUAGUGCUUGAAACAAAAAACUCAUUGCGAGAGAGUUCCUCCAAGACUCGCAAAAAGAAAUCAUCUUCUGUCAGUGAAGGCGAGGAUGUUCCUGAAGUACGAAAAAGCCAAGAUGAAAAUUCCAAAGGACGGAGGAAAACGUCAUCCUCGAAAGAUGAAGAGAAAGUAUUGUCUGAAGACAAGGCCGCCAAGAGUAACACAAAAUCUUCAAAGAAGCCGUAUUUCUCUGUAUCAAAUCAGCGUGAGACAAUGGAUGUGGAUAAUGGAGAGAAAAAUGAAAAGAACAAUGUGGAAGAAGGCUCCAGUGGUACAAAAAAAACGGGUCUGAGUAAUAACAUGUCUGGUUUGCCAGAAAGCAUGGAAGUGGAAGCAAUUGGAAGUGGUGACAAGCUCGUGGAAGAUGAGGAUGUUAUAAAUGAUAAUGAGGUGAACUGUAGUGUUGAUGCCCUAGGUGAUGAGCAGAAUGUUCAGGUGACUUCGUCCAAACAAGAUACGGCCGAUGAGCUUGGAGAUGAAGAGAUGGAAACAGGUGGGGAGGGGCUUCAUGGAACACCGCGUAAAGCACGCAAAACUUCCAAUGAUGGAAGUAAGCUGCUGAGCCCGAAAUCAGAGAACAUGAUGGCCCAUCUAAAAUUGUUGAAGGAAAUGGCAGAUGGGAUAAGCAAUGGGGAAGGUGAUGAUGGCGAGGACGAUGAUGAUAGUGACGAGGAUGACGACAGCGAUGUGUCCUCACCAAGAAUGAAACGGUGCAAGUCCUCCAAAUUGAAGAAGAGUGCAGACGAUAAAAAGGAUGGGAAAUUGUUACUCAAGAAAAAGGGAGGGAAAACAGAAUCUACUAAUACUGACAGUGAAAACAGUGAUGGAAGCACAAAAAACAAAGAUUCCGAAUCAAAACGAAAGGGAGAGGAUUCAAGUUCUGCAGAGGAUGAAGGCAAAGCAUCAGCACAGAGGAGAAAUAAACGCACAUUCAGUGACAAUUCAGGUAAAACUGGAGCAGUGUCACCCAAAGGAAAAAAAUCUAGUCAUGCUUCCAGAAGAAAUAGUGGCCAAAAAGUAGCACGUGUGGAAGACAGCUCCGAGUCUGACAUGGAGUCCAUUGGGAAGAGGAAAUCUCGUAAAGAGAAGAAACACAAGUCAGGUUCGGAGGAGGAUUCUGAGGAUGACUUCACGAAGGCUACGAAAGCUAUUGACAAGCUCUGUGAAAUGCCGUCUGAAAACAAGCAAAGGAGGGGUAAAAAGGGAGGAGAUGGUAGUGAUCGGGAGCAGUCUGGGGCUGAGGAAGAAACAAAGGACACAUCCAAGGAGGAGAAAGAUACCAAGAAAGAUAAAACAGUUAAAGAGAAAAAGAAGAGGUCCUCAAAGGGAGGUAAUACCUCUGAGUCCAGUUUAAGCUCGAGUGGAGAAAGUCCUGAUAGUGAUGAUGAGGCAGAAAAGGAUGAUGACGAAGAGGUAUCCUUCAAACUUAAGCCCAAAAAUGAGAGGAAAGACGUUGAUGACUCACCAGAGGGAGAGAAUAAGAAUGCAAAGAAGUCGUUAUUGGCCGAGUUAGAGGGCCCACCCACCAGCGACUCUUCGGACUCUGAAGAUUCCAGUGACGAUUGCCCACAACCAAGGAAGACGAAGAAGAAAAAGGCAGAAAAGUCCACAAAUGACGAAGAAGGCUCUUCAGGAGUAAAAUCUGAAAAAAAGCUGAUUAAGUCUGAAUUAUCUGACUCAUCAUCGGACUCAGACUCAGAUUUUGUGGCUGUGAAGAAAACAAAGAAACGGACUAAAAAUAGCUUACUUGGUGCUAAGCUUUCUGACAGUGAUUCUGACUUCAUGCCAACGAAACGAAAAUGUGAUACCAAUGGCAAGGAAAAUGGAAAAGGGAGAAAGAGGAAAGCUUCAGGUGACUCGAAUGGAAGUGACGAAAACUCCUCCCUGUUCCAUGACAGUGAUGUCAGUAUAGACUCUGCAGAAGAGAAACGCGCAAAGCGGCGUUCCUACCAGGCCAAGCGGAAGAGACGACGAAUCAAGAUGCAAGAGGACUCCGACAACCAGACCCAGGAUUCAGGCUCUGACCAGUCAGGAUCGGAUAAAUCGGAUGAUGGACAGGAGAGAACCCCAGGGGGAAAGCGGAAAAAGAUCCGUCGUAUUCUGACCAAGAAGAAGUUGAUGGAUGAGACGAAAGCAGCUGCCAAAGCUGAGGAAGACCGGAGGAAAAGGGUGGCAGAGAGACAGAAAAAGUAUAACAACCACAUCAUCCAAGAGGAGGAUGACAGCUCUCCCAACAAGUGCCCUGUCACCACCAAACUGGUGCUAGAGACAAAGCAGGACAGCGAGGAACCCCUACUGGAAGUGAACAAGAAACUUGUGCGCAAGCUCAAGCCUCACCAAGUGGAAGCUGUGCAGUUCAUGUGGGAAUGUUGUUGUGAGACGGUGUCACGCUUAAGAAAGGAAGAAGGUGCUGGCUGUAUUCUGGCACAUUGUAUGGGCCUGGGGAAGACCCUGUCUGUUGUGGCGUUUGUGCACACCAUGCUGUCCAAUGUGAAGAUAACCAAGUUAAGGACAUGUCUGGUGGUAUGCCCACUCAACACGGUCCCUUAUUGGCAGAGAGAGUGCAUGUGGUUGGACAAGAAAGAUCGUCUUGAGGUAUUUGAGAUGUCAAGUGUGAAGGAUAACUGGAAACGUGCCGACACAUUGACAGAUUGGCAGGAGUGUGGAGGGAUUCUCAUCAUAGGCUAUGAGAUGUACCGGAAUCUCACACAUACUAACAGUCGCAUCAAGAGUAAAAAACUUAAGAAGAUAUUUGAGGAUACCUUGGUGAACCCUGGACCUGACCUAGUGGUGUGCGAUGAGGGCCACAUCCUGAAGAAUGAUGCCAGUGGUAUGUCAAAGGCCAUGACUCGUGUGAGGACCCUCAGGAGAAUCGUCCUGACUGGCACACCUCUACAGAAUAACCUCUCUGAGUAUCAUUGCAUGGUGAACUUCGUGAAGCCAAAUCUCUUGGGUACACGAAAGGAGUUCCAGAACAGAUUUGUCAACCCGAUAACAAAUGGUCAGUGCGCUGACUCCACGCCCUUCGAUGUUAAGCUGAUGAAGCGUCGAGCCCACAUUCUACAUGACCUGCUGGCUGGGUGUGUCCAGAGACGUGACUACUCAGCCCUGACCAAGUUCCUUCCCCCUAAGUUUGAGUAUGUCAUUGCUGUUCGCCUCAGCAAGGUCCAGAUCGAUCUGUACAGGAACUACCUUUCUAUGAAAGGUCUGAUGGCUGGAGACGGUUGGACAGUCAUUACGAAAGGGGCUAAGCUCUUCUCCGACUACCAGGCUCUAAUGAAGAUAUGGACUCACCCAUGGAUUUUGAAGCUAGAUGAAAUCAGAACACAAAACAAGGCGUCUGCCUAUGUUGAUGAGAGUGAUGGCUCUCUUGAAUCAUCCUUCAUUAACGAUGAUAGUGAACCAGAAAGUGAUGCGUCAGAUAGCGAGUCCCCAGUUGGCACCUCAGAUGUCUGCUCAGAUUCUGAUGAUGACAAGAAGAAGAAAAAGAAGAAAAAUGGAUCAGACGACUCCAGUGAUGAGAAAGGCAAGAAGAAGGGUGAAGUUGUGAAAGGGUGGAAGACAAGAUCACGAGGGGGAGGCGAUGAUUCCAGUACCAGCCUGAAGGAAGAGCCAAUAAAGAAGGCUGCUCCUAAAGAGUCGGAGUGGUGGUGGGAGCACGUCCCCGAUGAGUCAGAACAUGCUGUGGAGCUCAGCGGCAAACUUGUGCUUCUGCUCGAUAUACUCAAGAUGUGUGAAGAAAUAGGAGACAAGGUAUUGGUGUUCAGUCAGAGUUUGCUCUCAUUGGACUUGAUUGAGAACUUUCUCCAGUAUGUGGAUGAACAGAGUCAGGAAGCAGCCCACAACAAAGCCUCAGCUGAAGAGAAUGCUGAGAAGAAUGAAAAGGAGAAAAAAGAAGAGGAUAAAGAGAAGGACAAAAAAGAGGAGAAGGAGGACAAGGACAAAAAAGAGGAGAAUGAAAAGGAGAAUAACAAAAAACAGGAGGCUAAACUAGAGAGCAAAGAGGAGGGUGAAGAGAAGGGCAAAACUGUAGAGACUGAAGAGAAAGACAAAAUUGAAGAGGAUAAAGAGGACAAAAAGGAGAAUAUAGUAGAGGAUAAAGAGAAAAACAAUGAUGAGAAUGAAGGGACAGAUGGAGAUAAAAAGGAAAUGAAGGAUGGAGAGGAAGGGGAAUCAAAGGAGAAAGACAGUAUCCUAGGGCAUAUAAGUGAGUUGUUUAAGUUUGGGGUGAGCUGGACUUGUGGCGAGGAUUACUUCCGUAUGGAUGGAAGCACAGCCCCUCAUUUGCGCAAAAACUACGCAGAUAUCUUCAACGACCCUGAGAACUUCAGAGCCCGCCUGUUUCUGAUCUCCACCAAAGCAGGCUCUCUGGGCACCAAUCUGGUGGCUGCUAAUCGAGUCAUCGUGUUUGAUGCCUCCUGGAAUCCCUCUCAUGACAUACAGUCCAUCUUCAGAGUGUACAGAUUUGGCCAGACUAAGCCCGUCUACGUCUACAGGUUCCUGGCUCAGGGUACGAUGGAGGAGAAGAUUUACGAGAGGCAGGUCACCAAGCAGAGUCUGUCUCAACGUGUGGUAGAUGAACAUCAGAUAGAGAGGCACUUCAAUGCUAGGGACUUACAGGAACUCUACAACUUCCAGCCUGAUAUAAUAGAUGACCCCAACAGACCAAAGAGACCUACGCCUGUCCUUCCUAAGGAUCACAUGUUAGCGGACCUGCUGCAGAGGAAGAAGCAUUGGAUCGUGUCUUACCACGAGCACGACUCGCUGCUGGAGAACCAGGUCAGUGAGGUGCUGUCCGAGGAGGAGAGGAAGGCAGCAUGGGAAGAGUUUGAGCAGGAGAAGAAGGGCAUCAUCAAUAGAGCACCCCAGAUCACUCAGCAGUUUAUGAUGCAGCAGGCCCAGUAUAUGAACCAUGGCCCAGGGUUGCCACACAUGAUGAGCCAGGCAGCGUAUGGCUCUGUCAAUGUCAGACCCCCUAAUGUCUUGGCCAUUGUCCAUGAAAUGAGGCAAAGGUUCCCGAAUCUGACCCACGAGGCAUUACAGAUGCAAGUCCAAGCUGUGGUCAGACAGCAGAUUGCCCAGCAGAUUCUACAACAGCAGGAACUUCAGCGAAGACAGAUUGAACAGAGGCAGUUCCAGGAGCAGCAGAGACUAAGGCAAAUCCAGGCCCAAAUACAACAACAACAACAGAACAUAGAGACGCACAGAUCUGGGACAGGGACAUACAACAAUAUGACUAGCUUGCUGCGGCCUGGCCUACCACGACAUCCAAACAAUAACUGAGGUGUCUUGAAGCUGUGCCGAGUGUCACACUGGUGUUUCUGUUAACGGACAUUUAUAGUGUCGGAAGCAACCAACGCAUUACUGUCAAAGCCAGCUGGUCACUUACAGUGUCAGAGCCAACUGACACCAACACCUUUAUAGUUCGUGAACUGACUGACACAUUUACAAUGUCAGGACAAACCAACACAUUUAUAGUGCCAAAUCCAGCUGACACUCUUAUUGUGUUGAAGCCAACUGACACAUUUAUAGUGUCUGAGGCAACCGACGCAGUUAUGGUAUCAGAACAAACUUACACAUUUAUCAUGUCAGGGCCAGAGCCAAGUUACUGAACUUUACUCUCAGUAUUGGGUUUGGUCUUCGAGGUAGUGCAGACUGAAAGUUCAGCUUUAGCUGUAGGUGUGAGGAGACUUAGUUUUAAAAUCCCUCUAGUCAUAUCCCAGGCUCUAGCGGUUGACUAGAGAACUUUGGUUCUCAAAAAAUUUCUUUCUGAACUCAAGGAGUUGAAUCCUGAACUACUUAAGAGUUUACAGACUUCCAAGCACAAUGAACCAUGAAGAGUGUCCGGGUGCUGUAAGUUUCUUAGUAAACAGCGCCCAUCAAAUGAGAACAAAUUAGACGACGGCAGCUUCCAUCUCAUCACAAAUAGUUGAGAUACUGAGAUGAGAUAACGGUCAGGAUAGUAGCCUUUAUUAGGAAGGGACUGGUGCAAAUGUAUGACACGUGAUCCAUUGCACAUCACCACAUUUGAGACUAGCAUUUCAUUUGCUGUUUUCUGUUGUUAAAUCUUUAUCACGCCUUAGCUCCUUGAAACUUUUUGUCUGGAGCAAAGAGUGGAAAAAUGACAAGACUCUCUUCACCUUUGUGCACGCCUCAUGGGUUCUGUAAGACAUAUACGAGAGUGUUUACAGUUGAGAGAACCGAGCCAUGGAAGGAAUAUUUGAGUUGCAUAUUUCCCAGAUGAGUCGCUACAAGUGUGCAAAAGGUCCAGUGGCGAGACACUUCGACUGCAUGCCAGUUUAAGCUUCCCCUAGGGUGUAAUCAGCAGGGAACCUUUCCUCCUAGAGUAAUUUGGGCCUGUGUAAUGCUGUGGGGCUGUUGCUCACUCCUACCUUUUGAUCAGGAUGGCAUUGUGUGGCACACAAGUAAUACAAUACUUAUUCAGUGCAAGAGAACAAGGGUCAGCUCUGCCCAGAGAAGCAAAGAUACUCUGUUUAAGAAAUGAUUUCAAUCCAUGGAUUUGAAACCCUUGCAUAAUGAUGUAGUGUUUGUACUCAUCAGAAAGCCACAACCUACAUGUCGCACUAUUUGAAUAAGGAGAAUGACUUUUCC
Messenger RNA from Liolophura sinensis, 8191 nucleotides. RefSeq names its product transcriptional regulator ATRX-like. The record is from RefSeq and is a predicted model, not a curated record. Gene Ontology annotation, molecular function: ATP hydrolysis activity; ATP binding. NCBI's taxonomy places the organism in Eukaryota, Metazoa, Mollusca, Polyplacophora, Chitonida, Chitonidae. Gene Ontology annotation, cellular component: nucleus.